AACACGAUAUAGUUACCGUAUUAUUUAUGAGUUCAUUUAUUCGAGAGCAGCAUGUCAUUAGUUAUCAUCGAUGAUCGUUAGAAUAAGCGUUGUGAUACAUUAUUUUAUUUUUGAAUCGAAGGUUAUUAUUUACUAGUAUCCUAAUAUAGGAAGGAACAUUUUUUUUUGGGUUUAGUUUCAAAACAAGCACAAGCUUAGGUGCUUGGUGUGGUUAACGAAAAAAGAAGUAAUGAAAACCUUCUCAUUGGCUUCUGUUGCGAAUUGGGAUACAAUCGUAAUGUGCCGUUGUACUCGGUAAUCAGCUACUCUCAUUCAUAUGCCAUAUAGUUAAUAGAAAAGUCCAAUACUUGCGAACGCUUGUUAAUAAUAUUAAAACAUAUAUUCAUUGACCAUAAGUAUCAAAGUCUAGUAAUAUAUAAGUCAAUGAUCAAAGUGCAUUAAGAAAGCUAAUCACUAAGUUAGUGGAAUAAAAAUGGUCUCGGGCGCACUAUAAGCGUGCAGAAAAUCUACAACACUGUUAUUCUGCCAGCUUCACAUCACUAUUCAUCAAUAUUUUACAAAUUGUUUAUUCAUUAAACUUUCUGCCUAUGUACGCCCAGUUUUGGUCAAAGCCUUCUUUUAUUUCAAAGAAGAAAAAGGAUUAUGGGGAUUAUUUUAACUAGGUACCUAACUUAAAUUAAAUAAUAUUGAAUCAUUAUGAUAUUUUAUAAUUUAUGUUUAAUAUCUAGAUAAUCAAAAAAUAGUUAAGUUAAUAGUUAAGCGGGAGACAGAGUUAUUUUCACAUCAAUAAUAUUGGUAUACUUAUUUUUUUUUUGUUCACUGUACUUUUUAAUUGCAGAUGACGUCACGUGGACGUUAAUGUGACAAGGUUCCCGCGUAUUACCAAUUUGCCGGGCUUAUUACAACCCUAAUGUUGACAUGGUCUUGCAGGGCCAUCAGUAAUUUACCAUCUUAAAUUCAUAAUGUUACAAGCAAUAAACAAUUUUUAAUAAACUUUAUAUUUCCUCUAAAUAUUUUAUUUCUUAGACAUGAAGGCUUCUUUACGAAGUUUUUCUUCACCUCCAAGCACGUGGUGAAUUAGCACUUAAAAUUGUAAAUAAUAGUUUUACUGGUGUCAGCUGGAAUCCAACCCAGGUUGUACGUUACAGUUAUUAAUAAAAUUCAAUAAAACAAAACGAUUUUUAGAUGCUCUCAUUAGUGGGAACUGCUGACGGAGGCAUUACGCCUCCACUGAUGGCCGUACAGGAAGUGAUACUGGACGAUGAUGGGUCUAAGAUCAUCGGCAUAUUAGCUUACGGCACCGAGCUGGCUUUCAACAUGUUAUUACUAUGCGCGAUGUAUCGGAAAGACACAGUAUUACUGAGGACUUAUAUGUACUUCGGAUUGGCAUCCAUUGUGGCAUCCGUUCUCGUCUACUCUAUGGUCAUAGCCGUCUUAUCUACUCUUACGAAGAUCAACGUUAUAGGCGACUUGGGUUAGUAUUAAAAGAAGUUAAAUAAACAGUUUUUGGGCUCAAACUGAACUAUAUUCGAGUGCGAUUCUUGUGUAAUCGUUUGCAAAUCCCUGUUCUUGGUCUAUUUCACAUCGGGAAAAUAGGAUAUGGUUGAGCUGCCAUCUAUCGAAGCCUAUGAGAUUUUGCAGGUAGUCCCAAUAUUCUUUUCACCUUUCAACUUUUAUGAUAACCGUGUGAGGAAAAUGUGGUUGCGAAUUUCCUUACGCCGCGUCGUCAGAAGGUUUGCACAUGUACAGGGUCAUAGAAAUAGAUGGAUUACAUCAUCAUCGAACCUCUUUAUGAGAGGGAAGUAAGAUUGAUGAUAAAAUUAAAAGAAUAACAUAACUCAUCUAUUUUUAAUUUCGCUUUAACGAUUCGGUAUCUAUUGAAGAUAAUAAAUAUAAAGACAAACAUAAACAAACAAGGACUGAAAACGUGAAAUCUCGACGCAAUUCACGCACCUCGUUGCCUUUGCCCAAGCAACGCGAUCGAAACUACAAGUAUAUUAAUUAUGGUCGUAAACUGAUCAACACAACAAUAAAGACCACGUAUAGAUACCAAUAGUUUGUUCUUAGAUUAAUAAUAAGUCAUCGCGGUCAUGACUUAUCAUUCAUCUAAGAGUUUGUUAUUCUCGUUCUCGUACUAAGUUGCGUCGCGUUGUCUAACCUAUGACAACGCCUUAGCUACGCUAAGGCCAAGAACGCACUAGCGACAGUAUACAACAUCUAACGUAAUUAACACAUCCUCAGACACCCCAAUUAGUAUAUUAUGUUAUAAUCAUAAUACAUACACUGAAUUCUUAGUUAAACAUGUUUAUGCAUUGAUUAUUUAUUAAAUUAGUUAUGCUAAUUCCAGAAGGAUGUUGUGGUCACCGUACAAAACUACGAACGCUAGGUAUAGGUCUUGCUAGCCUAGACUAGAAAAAAGCCGAUAAUACAUCAUGAUUGGUUACGUUAAAGAAAUACCUACCUAUGAACAUUAACAGAUGUCAGAACUCCGUGCAAUGAGUUGUUUAUUUGUUUUGACUGUACAGGUUUAGUGUGACUGUAAAUUACGUAGUUUCAAUUAUUUUUGGGAUAAAAAAAUUACCUAUAUUAAAAAUGAUAGAAAUCGAUUCAGUAAACGAUUCUGAACAAACUACUUUCUCAAAGUGCGUCAAUUAUGUUACGUGUUGUAUAUGGUCUGCCGCAACGACACGCCGUUCCGGCUAACCGCAUCCUCUCGGUUCUAUUGCAGUCCACCACAAUCGUCAGUACUUCGAGAAAAAUUGGACAUAAUGGAUAUCGAAGGAGUUGCAGCAGUUAUUUAUUUAUAUCGAUUAUAUUAUCGAAUGGAAUCGUAGAUAGAUUUUUCUUUAAGCGAAUCAACAUGGCUGUCUUGCGGGUAACCGCGCCGAGUGUGUGGAGGGGCUGCGGCGCGCCGCAUCAUUUAACCGGUGCGGUUGACGCCAGGCCGCAAGUCAAUAUGCGUAGAUAUCAUGCGGUUUCAUAUGAAAAUCGAAGUGCGGUCUGCCGCAACGACUUGCCGAAUCACGGCCAGCCACUAGUGCGUUCCUACGCUAAAUGUAGAUCGAAUCACACCUGCAGACAUUUUUAUAUUAUUUUUUAUAAUUUCAGCAUUCCAAUGUUACGUUAUCUUACUAGUGAGAAGUGCGAUAGUAGAAAUAAAAGAAGAGACUGCCGAUAGUAAAAACGGCCACAUCGCUUUAUAUUCUGUCACGAAAUUACCAAACGAAAGCAAGACUGUACACGACAUAGAAACCCCACCGGAAGCGGCUUCGGAAGCAACAGAACCACAACCAACAGAGCCGAAAUCCGAUGAAAAGGUCACAAAGUUAGAAACAGUCAAUGAGAAUCCUAAGGAAGAAUAAUUAUUAAUAAAUAUAUUAUAUAAUACAAUGAAUAUCAGUCCAUCAUUUUUCAAUUAGGAAUUUUUACCAUUAAAAAUAUAUAUGUUAUGGACCAAUUAAAUAAUCAGGCACUAUUUAUAAUGUCCGGGAAAUAUGAAUAAUAACAAGUUAAAUCUGGAUAUGUAAUUAAUACUUACUGAUUUAAACUUCAUUAUUUAUCACAUUGUCUGGUCAUUAUGAAUAUUACUACAUAAAUAAUAUGACAAAUUAAUAAUGUAACAAAUCUGAAAUUAACAAGUGUAAAUAUGUAAAGUGUGCGUUACAAAUAAAAAAUACCUUUGAUGAAAAACUUUAUUCCCAUUGUAUUUGUGUUCAUCAAAAUAAAAAAUAAAAACCUGGCCUAACCUAUCUUUUUAUUGCUCUGCGCAGUAAGUAACAGACUUUAUUCAUAUUGCCCGUUCAAUUUAAUUAUUUCAAUAUUUUUUAUCAUAUUGCGUACUCAUAUUGCCCGGACACUAUGAAUACUGUCCUAUUAAUCACUUGGUCCAUAACUAUACCUAUAUAUUAACAAAAAAUAUUUUUAUACAUACGAAGAUAAACUGAAAAUUGUUGACAAAUGAUAAUCGAAUAUUUACGACACAUCGCUACUUUUAAUACAAAAUUUUUAAAAGUU
Molecule: messenger RNA, 4014 nt
Organism: Parnassius mnemosyne (clouded apollo)
Lineage: Eukaryota; Metazoa; Arthropoda; Insecta; Lepidoptera; Papilionidae
Source: the annotation of a GenBank genome assembly